GUCUGUGUGUGCGUGCAUGCGUGUCUGUCAGUGUGUGUGUGUGUGUGCGUGCUUCUGAAAGCAUGAUGGCACUGACCAAUCCCGUCUCUCCUUUGCAGAUGUUUGCACCGCCUGUAGCCAAUGGGAAUAACCGUAAGACGACACUGGCGAGCAGUCAGUUUGGAGGAUCAGCUCUGGAUGAGCGUAAUGGCUCUGGGUCCUGGGGCCCUGAACAGAACAGCCCCUCGUACAACCAGGGACGGCCCUAUGGAGAAGGCCCCCACUACAGCGAACACGAGGGCUUGACCUCACCUUUCCUUAGCUCAGGGCUCGGAGGUAAAGGUGAGAGGGCUCAGUACUCUUCCUUCAGCGGCCAGCCUGGGUUUCUUCCUAGUGAGAUAGCCAUGGCCAGCCCAGACGCUCUGCCCCCCCCCAGUCUGAAGGGGGGCAGCCAGUUCUACCCCUCCUACCCCAGCAACCCUCGCAGGAGGCCCCCAGAUGGAAACAUAGACACUCAGCCUAAGAAGAUCAGAAAGCCCCCAGGUCUGCCGUCCUCUGUGUAUGCCUCCACCUCUGAUGAGUACGUCCGGGACGGUGGUGGGUAUCCUGGGGCCAAACCAGGAGCAGUCUACCCUGGCUCCUUCUACAUGCAAGAAGGCCUCCACUCCUCGUCGGACCCCUGGUCCCCCUCCGGCCCCCUGGGCCAGGCUGGCUACUCUGCCAUGCUGGGACCCCCACACCUGGGCCAGACGGGCUCCUUCUCUGCCCUCAACCCCCAGGACAGGAUGAACUACCCGCUGCAUACCAGUGAGGUUAAUGGAUUCCACCAUGGCCCCGCCCCCGCCUCCGCCUCCUACAACCACGCCCCCGCCAUCAACGGAUCAGACAGCAUCAUGGCCAACAGAGGAAGCACAGCAGGCAGCUCGGGGGAGAUCGGAAAAGCUCUGGCAUCAAUCUACCCGUCGGACCACAACAGCAACAACACCUUCUCCCCCUCCCCCUCAACCCCCGUGGGCUCCCCGCAGGCCAUCGGAGUUCAAGCAGCAUCUCAGUGGCCCAGACCUUCCAGUCAAGAUGCCAUGUCGCCCAACUACGAGGGUCAGCUCCACGCCCUGCAAAACAAGAUGGAGGACCGCCUGGAGGAGGCCAUCCACGUCCUGCGUAGCCACGCCGUGGGCCCGGGGGGGCCCGGGGGGCUAGGGGGCCCCCACUCUGACAUGCACAGCCUGCUCAGCGCGGUGCACAACGGGGGCCUGUCUCAGGCCUUCUCAGGCGCAGGCUUGGCCCUGAGCAACAGACACCCAGCCAUGGGAGGGGCCCUUCACGAGGAGGCCACGGGCCUGCCGCCCCCCAACAGCACUCUGCUGCACGGCCACCACGCCUCCGGACCCCCCCAGCCUCCCGGACAGCCAGAGGGCUUCACCAGCCUCCCUGGCAGCGUGGCGCGCUCCACCCACUCCUCCAGCGGCUCGGACAUCAAGAGGGAGGACAAGGACGACGACGAGAACUCCUCCAUCGCCGACAAGUCCGAGGAGGACAAGAACGAGAGCAAAAUGGCUCGAACCAGAGUGAGAAAGGAGGCGUUGGCCCUCCAGAUCCUCUCUAACCUCACAGACCAGCCCAACGAUCAAGACGACGAGGAGGAUGACGAGGACCUGCCCCCGGAGCUGAAGGUGGAGCGCGAGAAGGAGCGCCGGGUGGCCAACAACGCCCGCGAGCGCCUGCGCGUGCGCGACAUCAACGAGGCGUUCAAGGAGCUGGGCAGGAUGUGCCAGCUGCAUCUCACCAACGAUAAACCUCAGACCAAACUGCUCAUCCUACACCAGGCCGUCAACGUUAUACUCAACCUGGAGCAACAAGUUAGAGAACGCAACCUCAACCCCAAGGCCGCCUGCCUGAAGAGGAGGGAGGAGGAGAAGGUGUCCGGCGUCGGCGAGGCGGGCAUGCAGCUGUCUGGAGGGCACCCGGGCCUCGGAGGCGACGGCCAUAACUCAGUCAGCCAUAUGUAAUACCAGAUUUCUGGAAAUCCAUUGGCUGAUGGGAGACAACCUGGCCUUACCUGAUUCUUCCACCUAUCCCUCAGUGUGUAUGUGUGUGUGUGUGUACAUAUACUGACAGUGAUGACAAUGUGUGUGGUGUGUGUGGUGUGUGUGUGCACGGCCAUGUUCAGUUUCCAGGCACACAUCCACACACACUCGAAUUCACGCAUUCGCACUGCCAAAACUGACACAAUCAGUCUGCCCAUCACCCCCAGUCCCUGACUUACCAGCUCAAAUGUGAAGAACUUGUUUUUGAUUUGAUUAUUUUUUUUUAAAUUUGCUAUACAUAUUAUUUGUUAGUUGAUCUUCUAUGAUAAGAUGGAGUAGUGUUGUUCUGGGACUACACACACUGCCGAAGGGCUGCCAGAAAUGCCCCCUGACUAAUAACUCAUAUAAUCAAGGAUUUGUGCCUAAUUCUUACAUGUUUUAUACCACAAGACAUUUAAGCAAAUUGCUUACGUGCAAAGGAACAUUUGUUAAGGGAUUGCUUAUGUGUAUGAGCAAAGGUUUUAUAAAUGUAGUGUUCCCUGUGUAAUGGUACAGUCUUACAUAUGUUAUGUAGCCACGCCCAUGAGAAUGAAAGGGAGAUGGACCUUUUACCCCAGGACGCAGUUAGGGGGUAAACAGGAAGCAGUUAGAGGGUCAACAGGAAGCUGUGGGCCUGACUAGUUCUGGUGUCGAUCACGUUAGUCUUUUUAAGUUGUUCUUCCUUCCCCCAGACAUUUGUUGUGAUGGUUGCUCCCGUGCAUUCAGAAGUAUGCUUGAGAAGGCGGGCAGAACUUGAACACCCUGAAAGGCUUCUGGCCUAGUUAGUGCUCAUGUCCCCGGAAUGUCCCCCCUCAUUUAGCCACUUCCCCCCCCCCCCCCCUCCCCUCCACCCUACUCUGACUCCAGACAGGCCACUGUAACUCGUGGUUGCAAAGUCGUCUCCUCUUAAAACGACCAUUCCCAUCAAUUUUCCCCAGGCACCCGAAGCCACGCCCCUGUGUGAUUGGUCAAACGGACCUUGACGUCGCACAGUACAUUCUCUCCCGUGGGAUGUGCUUUUCUAAGUUGAGUAAAUAAAAAUAAAAAAUAAUAAUUAAAAAAAGGAAUAUAUAUACAAAUAUAUAUUUUUUGUUAGUCUAUACAGUGUAGAUUUCUAAAUAACAAAUGACAAUAUUAGUUGGAAGUUUAGAGUGUAUAGUAGAUGAGUGAAACGAAGAUAUUGAAAUUUUAAAUGAAUUUUCCAUAACUGCUACCUGUGUAGUGAGCAGUGAGUUAGUCGGGGGCACCCGGUCUGAGUGUGGAGGUCUACAGAGACCGCUCACCUGACUGGAACAGGAGGUUCCAGCUGGACCUAGCCUGUGUUUUAUAGAGAUGAGUUGAUUUUUCUCAGCAACAACCCCACAAAAUAUAUAUCAUUUCAAAAAUGUUGGUUCUUCAAACAGGGCCGUGUUGCAGGUGUGUGUGCGUGUGUCGCUGUUCUGUUGCAGUGUUCUUACUGGGUCUGCCUCUGGGCCGACAGUAAUUAUGCAAACUGGUUUUUGAAUGUACCAUUCAUAUGUCCCUCCUAGGUUUCCUUCCUCUUUUUUUUUUUUUUUUUUGUUUUCAUCUUUUUUGUUGUCGUUUCUUUUGUUUACCUUUUUGUUUCCAAGUUCAAUCUGCGCUCUUCCUACAGGGUGCUGGUCACUACACAGAUGAUGUCCCGACAUCAUCAUAGCGACGUCGUUGUUGUGUUGUUGUUUUUGUGCGUAAGGAACAGGAGGGAGGUGGGAAACAGUGUUAAUUCCUGUGAUAAGUUAUUGCCGUGUCGUAAGACAUGAACUAGAUUCCCCCCCUCCCCCCCCCCCCCCCCCCCACACACCUUUCUCCCUGAAAUCUUUUAGAUGUCAACUCUUCUGCAUGGAUGUAAAAGCGUUUGGUUGGUCUAAGAGGAAACCCCUCUGACCAGGCGGAUGCUUGGAGAUCAGUGCAGGGGGGGUGUGAGGGUGGGAAACGAGGGGGCAGGUGUGAUCCCAGGGGAAGGAUGGCAUCGUGGAUCUCCUGUGGUCGUAGUAUUGGUGAUAAAAGAUUUAAGUUUACUUUUUAAGAAAAAGAAAAAAGGGGUGGGAGGAAAGAAAGGAAAAAAAAAAAAAGAAGAAAAACAAAACAAAUUUUACAAAUCAAUAGUGUGGCCUUUUCCUUCUCGAGACUAGCGAUGUCAAGAGUGGAGAGUGAUGCCUUUUCAGUGCCUGAAUUUGUAUUUUCUUUAACUCUGCGACAGUUUUCUCUUGUCCACCCAUAUCAUUUCACCCAGUUCCUCUGGUGAGACCACUCCUCUGCAGAGUUCACCUAAACUCCUUCACACAUAUUUCAGGAAGAAGCUUCAAAACGGGAAGCGAUCGAACCCUUCUGCCAGUGUAUCUAGUUGAAUAAACAUUUAAGUGAUAUUUAGAUCUCGUUAGUUUUUCUAUGUUUUUGUUGCUUUUUAUUGCAACUGGAUUUGGCCAGGUGUCCAAACAGCUGGUCAGUGAAGGUUGAGUUGGGUCCUGUUUUUGGUUUGUUGAUUUGUCAACCUCCCCUCCCCCUCUCCCAGCUUUUGAUUUCAAGUUUACUGGGAGAUUAAUUACAAGCCACCAUGAAUGGAGCCUCUCAACGUUCUAGAACUAGCGUCAGGUGGUGUGACGGCAUCAUUCCAGAACAUCCCUGUAUCUUGACUCAUCCACUCAUCUGCAGCGACUUCUAUUUCCCUCUUGAAAUCUCUCUUAAAUAAUCCUCUCGAAAAAGUCUCCUGGAAGACUUCAGACAGCAACCUCUCCUAAGGGGUUUAUCAAGUACUCAAAUAUGUGUCUAUUACAAGGUUAAGUAAAUGUGUACUAAAUAUUUGCGAUGAUAUUAUUUUAUUUUUUCCCGUCCCAGAAAUGUAAGAAAGGACUGAUAUGAUUUGCUGUCAUUGAGUAUUUUGUGAACAUCCCACGAUGAUUGACUGAUGUACCAUCUGUGUUCUGAGGUGUGGGGUGGGGGAGGGAGGGAGGGAGGAAGGGGGAGAUGGAGGGUGUGGUUUCUGUGUCUUGGGACCUGAAUGAAUAAUGACAGGUGUCUUGUUUGAACACUUCAGAGGCAAAGACUCCUCUCUCUUCACGGUCUUGACGACAUGGAAAAGCAACAACUGGAAACUUGUAUUAAACACAGUGGCAGCACGAAUCGAUCACACGUUUUGUCAUUUCUAAUCUCGAUUCGGCAGCAACCUUCUGCUUUCUCCUGUCGGUAUUCAGUCAGGUUGGCUGAUCCACACCAGAAGGGGGAGGAGUUAUCUCCUGCAGUGUUCAAACAUGGCCGCUCACAGCGUCCAACCCUAAGAGACGGGACACAAUCACAACUGCUGUGGAGUCUUCAGAGUGCCUCCAGUCCCUGUCUCUCAACUUUUAGUUCUUUUUAUUUUUUAUUUUAUAUAAAGUAGUUAUUGAGAACUGUCCUGUAUAUAACAGUAAUGUAGCAAUAAAUGUGCCAUUUUUAAUAACAGAA
This is a messenger RNA of Hypomesus transpacificus, 5504 nucleotides long. RefSeq names its product transcription factor E2-alpha-like. Gene Ontology annotation, cellular component: transcription regulator complex. Lineage: Eukaryota; Metazoa; Chordata; Actinopteri; Osmeriformes; Osmeridae. Gene Ontology annotation, biological process: regulation of transcription by RNA polymerase II. The record is from RefSeq and is a predicted model, not a curated record. Gene Ontology annotation, molecular function: DNA-binding transcription factor activity, RNA polymerase II-specific; protein dimerization activity; RNA polymerase II cis-regulatory region sequence-specific DNA binding.